Molecule: messenger RNA, 1342 nt
Organism: Aegilops tauschii subsp. strangulata
Lineage: Eukaryota; Viridiplantae; Streptophyta; Magnoliopsida; Poales; Poaceae
Product: flavonoid O-methyltransferase-like protein Os11g0303600
Molecular function (GO): protein dimerization activity; O-methyltransferase activity
Source: RefSeq, a predicted model, not a curated record
UACACACCUUGCAGGUGCAGCCGAAAACCACCACCAGUCUGUGUGCCCAUGGCGACCUUCUCCAACGAGGAGCUUCUGCAGGCGCACACCGAGCUCUGGGACCUCACCUUCGGCUACCUCAAAUCCAUGGCGCUCGAGUGCGCCAUCAAGCUCGGUCUCCCAAACGCCAUCCACCGAUGCGGCGGCGCCGCCACGCUGCCGGACCUGCUCGACGCCAUUUCUGUCCCGGAGCGCAAGAAGGCGCACCUGCCUCGCCUCAUGAGGUUUCUCGCCGCGUUCGGUAUCUUUACUGUCAACGCACCUGCUGCAGAGGAGUGCGCGGAUGGGGAGAAGGCGAGCGCCGUCUACGGCCUCACGCCGGUGUCUCGCCUGCUGGUGGACGACGCCGGCGCCAACGGGUCGUGCGGGAGCCUCUCGCCGUUCGUGCUCUCCCAGACAACCAGGUACCACGUGAAAGCGGCCAUGCACCUGCCGGAGUGGUUCAUGAGCGAUGACGGCGCGGCGGCGGUGGCGAUGCCGUUCAGGAUGGCGCACGGCACAGACCUGUGGGGCGUCAUGGGGCGUGAUCCCAAGAUGAACCAGGUCUUCAACGCGGGCAUGGGUUCCGACACCCAGCUCGCGAUGGACUUCGUCAUCGGCAACUACGGCGACGUGUUCGAGGGGGUGACCUCGCUGGUCGACGUCGGCGGCGGGACCGGCUCCGCGGCGAGGGCCAUCGCGAGGGCCUUCCCGCACGUCAAGUGCUCCGUGCUCGACCUCCCCAACGUGGUCAAUUCCAUCCCGCCCGACGGCGUGGUCGAGUACAUCUCAGGCGACAUGAUGAGCUCCAUUCCAAACACCGAUGCGGUGUUCCUCAAGUACAUCAUGCAUGACUGGAACGACGAGGACUGCGUGAAGAUCUUGACGCAGUGCAAGAAGGCGAUCCCCGAAUCGGGCGGGAAAGUGAUAAUCAUAGACAUAGUGGUCGGAUCUCCUUUGAAAGCCAUGCUGGAAGCCCAAGUCUCGUUUGAUCUGCUGAUGAUGGUGAUCACGGCAGGCAAGGAGCGUGACGAGCACGAGUGGCGCAAGAUUUUCAUGGACGCGGGGUUCAGCCACUACAAGACAAGGCCUAUUUUGGGGUUUAUGGCCAUCACCGAGCUGUAUGCUUAGCCAUGCCGUGCAUGCGUGAUUACAGCAGAUAUCUGCUGUAACGUGUGUGUAAGCGUAGGUCCUGUGAUGUUCAUCGUGGUUGUCGAAGUGUCUUUUUGCAGCAACAAUUUGUUCCUACGUCUUUAAAGGCUCCCAUAUUUGUAUGAUCUGUUGCUCGGCUAUAUGGACUUAAUAAAAUUAGCGUUUUGAGGUA